Molecule: messenger RNA, 4469 nt
Organism: Archocentrus centrarchus (flier cichlid)
Lineage: Eukaryota; Metazoa; Chordata; Actinopteri; Cichliformes; Cichlidae
Gene: dag1
Product: dystroglycan 1
Exons: 4
Coding region: 829-3564 (911 amino acids)
Biological process (GO): nerve development; axon guidance; morphogenesis of an epithelium
Cellular component (GO): basement membrane; dystroglycan complex; dystrophin-associated glycoprotein complex
Molecular function (GO): calcium ion binding; laminin binding
Source: RefSeq, a predicted model, not a curated record
ACAUUUGUGUGGAGGACCUCGGGAGUGCGGGACGUGUUGAAGCUCUGAGGUCCACAGUAGCAGCAGCAACUUCUCCUGCCGGGUUCGUCGGCUCUGCAGUCCGGCUGCAGCUGACUGAGCCGCUACACAAAGCGAUGUGAUUUAUUUCCUUUCUCUUUUUAUUCUCGCCACUCAGCCCGUCACAUUUCCCCGUUUUCCUCGGAAAUUUUCCAGCUGCCCGUUUUUUCACUUCAGCUCCGGGCGCUGUUCCACUCGGAGCUUUAAAAAAAAAAUCUUUUUUUUUCUUUCCUGUCUAACUUUGGAGGAGAUCCGACACCGAGCAGAGAGCCUAUAUUUGUCCGCUCGACUCCCGAGUGAAAGGGAAGGAGGUAAACCGAGCUCCCCUGUCGCCUCCUCCGCCACCAGCCUCCGUUUUCCACCGCGGCGGCAGCAGCAGGAGCGGAAGGGAAAGAGGGAUUUAGCGUGGAUAUCAGGGAGGAAUAUAACCCCGGAGGAGCCCUCACGAUCUCAAAGGUGCACGACACAAUGGGACUCCUCUUAAACCUCUGAGGGGAAAGCACAAAAGACGGAGGGGAACAGGAAUAAAGCCAAGUGAAGAAGAAAAAAGAAGAGGACAAAAGAGGAGGAGGAACAGAAGAAAGAGAAGAUUCUUCCUCAGCGCCAGGCAAAAAGGUGGGCGGAGAAGGAGAGGGAGGGAGAUUUGUAAAGAGGGAUUUGCUCUAUCUGUUGGGGGUGCAUGCUCCCUCCUGAGUCCCCCCCCCUCCCACUUGGACAUCCUCCUUUUUAUUUUAUUUUCUGCAUCAGUGACAGUCCGACAAAAGGGGAAGAAUGCGCAAUAAACAAAGUUUGGGCUGGCUCGAGCCGAGCAGGGGCCUCGAUGUGAGACUACCCAGGACUAGAGUCUUGCUGCUGGGCUUGUUUCUCGCUGUGGCCAGCUGGCUGCCAAUGCCGGCCGCUGCGGAGAUGGACAUUGACAUGCUUGGUGGCAUGGUGUUGAUAGAAGCAGGUGGAGAAAGUGAGAGGUUUGACGGAGGCAGAGGUGAGCUCGAGGCCUCCAUGCACUCCUCAAUCUUGCAGGACUUCCAGGAAGUGACAGAAGGUAUCCCGGCGAUGGAUGUUGGUGAUACGGUCGCGAUUCAGCAGAACGGUGCUGCACCCACAGCCUUCCCCGACUCCUCAGCAGUGGUGGGUCGGAUUUUCUGGAUGAAGGUGCCAAAUAAGAUGGAGGAUGUCUACCUGGGUGAUAUCAUCAAGAUCACAGAGAUGGGUAAGGACUUACUCCCAGAGUGGCUGCACUGGAAUGCCAGCAGCAGAAUCCUGCAGGGUCUACCUUUGGAAGAGGAUAAAGGUGUCCACUACAUCUCUGUAUCCAUCUCCAACCACACGAAAUCCUCAUCUUCUUCUGAGGUGUUUUCCAUUGAGGUGCACCCUGAAGAUCAUCUGGAUGCAGAUUCAGCCCAGCUGACAUCCAAUCAAGCUUCCACUGAAGAUGAUGUGCAGCCGUUCAUGUGUGGCAAUGAGGAACCGGUCACGGUACUGACAGUGAUCCUGGAUGCUGAUUUGACCAAGAUGAGCUCAGAGCAGAGGGUGGAGCUCCUGGACAACAUGAGGAGCUUCUCUGGUGUUGGACUUCAGCACAUGAAGGUACUCCCUGUGGUCAACAACAGGCUGUUUGACAUGUCUGCAUUCAUGGCUGGCCCUGGGAAUGCCAAAAAGGUGGUGGAGAACGGCGCUCUGUUGUCCUGGAAGCUUGGCUGCUCGCUGGACCAGAGCACAGUCCCAAAUAUCAACAGUGUCCAGGGUCCUGCAAAGGAAGGCACAAUGUCAGCCAAGCUGGGCUACCCUGUGGUGGGCUGGCACAUUGCCAACAAGAAACCUCAUUUCCCCAAACGCGUGCGACGGCAACUAAACAACACUCCAACACCUGUUCUGACUGUGCUUCCUCCAACAACUGCAGUGGAGCCACCGGCGAGAAUCAUCCCAACCCUCUCCUCUCCCUCUAUUGCUGCACCAACUGAAAGUUCUGCUCCCCCCGUGAGAGGUCCCGUCCCACUUCCAGGCAAGCCUACAAUCAGAGUUCGUGACCCUAUUGCUCACACCCCAACUAUGGGACCUCCUCAGCCAACAAAGGUCAUGGAGACCACCAGCACCAUUCCCAUUAUGCCAACCAUGAGCAGGCCCACCCAUGUAGAAGCCACUCCCACACCAAGCACAGCCAUAAUAACACCCACAUCUACCAGAAAACCUACGAAGAAACCCAGGAGGCCCAAGACGACCACACCAGCAUCCAGAGUGCCAAAGACCCCCGCAGCAAAGACUCCUACAAGCACCACACCAUCACCUGGUGUUAUUCCAGAUCCAUACAACGAGAAGCCCGUCUUAAGGAACCCCAUCGACCAGGUCAAUGCAUUGGUGGGCACAUAUUUUGAAGUCAAGAUCCCAUCUGACACAUUCUUUGACAAAGAGGAUGGAACAACAGAUAAGCUGCGUUUAACCCUUAGACAAAACCACAAUGAAGUGGUGGCAGAGGGCUCCUGGAUCCAGUUCAACACCACCAGCCAACUUCUCUAUGGUCUGCCUGAUGUCCACCAUGUGGGAAAACACGAAUACUUCAUGCAGGCAACUGACAAAGGUGGUCUCAAUGCAAUUGAUGCUUUUGAGGUUCGUGUAAACCGCUGGCCAACCAAUGAUAAAACCCCUGUGAUAUUUAUGGCCCGUUUUGAGGGUGAGCCACGGUCAGUAACAAAUGACAUCCACAAGAAGAUCCUGCUGGUUAAAAAGCUGGCAUAUGCCCUCGGGGACCGCAACAGUAGUACGGUGAGUCUAAGGAAUAUCACCAAAGGGUCCAUUGUAGUAGAGUGGACAAACACCAGCCUCCAGCAGCACCCGUGUCCAAAGGAUCAGAUUACAGGCAUGAGCAGGACACUCGCUGAUUCUGAAGGAAGACCGUCACAUGCCUUCAGGUACACUAUGGAACCUGAAUUCAAACCACUGGACGUGAAGGUGAAGGGAAGGGCAAGCUGCCGAAUGCAUUCUUUCAUCCCACCAGGAGAGAUUGAUAUCCCAGAACCUCCAGCUGUCACUCCAGGUCUGGGAUCAAGCCGGGAUAGUGCAGAUGACGUCUACCUCCAUACGGUCAUUCCUGCCGUGGUGGUGGCAGCAAUCUUGUUAAUAGCAGGAAUUAUUGCAAUGAUCUGCUAUAGAAAGAAACGAAAGGGCAAGCUUACCAUCGAGGACCAGGCCACCUUCAUCAAGAAAGGCGUGCCAAUUAUCUUUGCAGAUGAACUUGAUGAUUCUAAGCCACCUCCAUCCUCCAGUAUGCCCUUGAUUCUCCAGGAAGAGAAGCCCCCACUUCCACCCCCUGAAUACCCCAAUAUGGCCACACCAGAGACCACUCCCUUAAACCAGGAGCUGCUAGGGGAGUACACAGCUCUGCAAGAUGAUGACCCCAAUGCACCUCCCUACCAACCACCACCUCCCUUCACCACUCCCAUGGAGGGCAAGGGCUCCCGUCCAAAGAACAUAACUCCGUACAGAUCUCCACCUCCUUAUGUGCCACCCUAAGACUUAAUUAACCCUCCCCUGCUAGGGUGGAGGGAGAGGAUGCCUGAGGAACUCUGACGGUUUCCUUUCUGGUGUUUGUCUAUUUGGACAUUUACAGGGAGAGAUGGUGGUGCUAAAGUACAAAACAGCUUCAAGUGACUUUGGUUUGGGACGGGGGGAAAUGAGUUGGGUGGGUUUUACAGUACACAGGAAGGGACUACUGUUUUAGUGGUAGCCCACCUAUAAUAGUGGCCUAAGACAAGCAAAUUCUCAUCACACUGGCUUUCGGUUUGACCAACUGGUCUGAAGCAACAACUGGGAGAUAUGCUCUUCCUUCCCAGCAUUUUCUUUUCUCCUGAGUUGAUUUUUGGAUUCUGGAUUAUUUUUCAUCUUUAGCCCAAGAUUCUGGUUCUUUUCUUUUUGGAGUGUUCUGAAGCGUUUGCCUCACAGCUCUUCGUCUGCCUGGCUUUUAAAUAAUGCGAGAAGACGGUGGGUGACCUGUCAACAGACCACUGCAGGCAACGACCCGCGUUUUUAAUAAAGCAAGAGUGAGAUUCUUUGCAUAUGAGAGAAGCUAUCAGGAGGAUCUCAAGUCAACCCUGCAGACGACACAAGACAAUAGGAGGCCCGUGUGUGUGUGUGUGUUUGAAUGAGUGGGCGUGUUUAUUCAGAUUCAAUACGGUUUGCCUUUUAACACUAGUUGUCUGUUUUUAUCUUUAUUCACAGUGUCUAGUAAAGAUGAGAAUAACAAGGUAGCCUAAAAAGAUUUAGAGAUGAAUAAUAAAUAAUUUGUUUGUUUCAUUGGUUUUGAAAUUCACUGUAUAUCUGGAAGAUGUCCUGAAAGAUUGUUCUAUUUUUGUUUUGUGGAAGAAAGGAACUGCCUCACUAAAACAACCCACAGGAGCUAUAUAUAUAUAUAUAUAUAU